Molecule: messenger RNA, 921 nt
Organism: Caenorhabditis remanei
Lineage: Eukaryota; Metazoa; Nematoda; Chromadorea; Rhabditida; Rhabditidae
Exons: 6
Coding region: 1-921 (306 amino acids)
Source: RefSeq, a predicted model, not a curated record
AUGGUUGUGGUCUACGGGGAACCCAACGUCUUUUGUAAAAAUCUUGACGACACCCAAGAAAAUUGGGAGGAUUGUCUUCAGAACUGUUUGAAUACUUGGAGUUGUGUGCUAGUUCACCAACUCACUGAGAAAUCUUGUAAAUUUUUCACAAUUCAGGAUGUUCGAAAUGUGAAAAUACUAGACAGUUCGUCUAAUAAAAAAGUUGCAUUCAAGAUAAGCCUUCCUACCGACACGUGUCCCCGUGAGACCCAAGCUCCGCCCCUUUUUGGGAAUGACUCAUCUUCUUUGAUUAUAACAAAUGGAGAGGGUACUUAUUAUAAAUCUGAAGUUACUUAUUCACCAGAAACGUGGGAUUACACCGAAGAAAUAAACAUUGAAACAUGGGAUUUCAACUACGGUAUGCUCAAUUGUCUCACUGAUAUUCCAGAGAAUUAUGUCCCCCUCGACAUCACUGAAGAGUACCCAUACUAUCACAAGUUGACGUCACCAUUCUCACCAGGAGAGACAUUUUUUAUGAGAGGGAAGACAGCGAAGCUGGGGAAAGUAACCACAAUUGCAUUUUUGAACACGGAAACCUCCGAUUACCCUCUCUACAUUAUUCUUAAUCAAGAACACGACGUUUCCAAUAAUGUGAGUAUCACAAUAUGGAAGAAUAACAAUCAAUUGCUGAGGAAUAUACCCGAAAUUUACCCAAAUCCAUACGGACCGGAAGAAGAUUUCGAAAUUCGAGUGACGUCAACGAAAGAUGUCGCAACUAUUUAUUUUAACACAACUAAGAUUGAGUACCCGUUGUAUUCGGGAGUCCCACUUCCGAAUAUUAAUUAUUUCGUGAUAAAUUACAAUGGUGAAAGUCAGCCUAAUCAGAGAGGCGAACUCUAUUUCUUAGGAUGGACUGGAGAUUGUCAAUAUCUCAAUAUGUGA